UCAUAUUUCCAACAGUUAAACUCUGUUCUGUUCUGUUCACACUCUCUCCUCUUUCUCUCCCACACACACACACACCACUCUUUCUCCGCUUCAUGUUUCUUACUCUCACAACAUAAUGUUUUCUAGUUACUGGUUACUUCGUUUUUGUUUUCUACUCACAUUUUUCUCCUCCUCACUAUGUCACUCCUCCACUUCUUCUUCCUUGUCACAACUCACUUCAGUGAAAGAAAAUGAGGGAAAUGGUGUGGUAUUUUCUAGGUUUGAUGUAUUUGCUGCAGCACCAUAUGAGAACUCACCACUUCCCUUAGCUGCAGAGAGAACUAGAAGAAAAGAUCCACUUGAUGGCUUCAAUAAAUACACAAGUGGAUGGAAUAUCAGUGACCACCAUUAUUGGGCUUCAGCGGCAUAUACAGCAGUUCCUGUAUUCAGCAUUGCAGCAGUCUGGUUCUUGGGCUUUGGCUUCUGUUUAUUACUCCUCAUUGUUUGUUACUUCUGUCGUAAAACCGAGUCUUAUGGUUAUUCUUCAACAUACUAUGCACUUUCCCUUAUUCUCCUCAUAUUGUUCACAUUUAUAACACUAAUUGGAUGUGCAGUACUAUAUAUUGGACAAGGUAGUUUUCAUAGAAGCACAACAACGACGUUGCAAUAUGUGGUGUAUCAAGCUGAUUCUGCAGUGGAUAAAUUAAGAAAUGUUUCUGAUUACCUUGCUCAAGCAAAGCUUGUUGGAAUCGAUCGAGUUUUUCUUCCCGCUAAUGUUCAAACUGAUAUUGAUGCGGCAGAAACAGACAUCAAUGCUUCUGCUGGCACAAUUUCUGAUAAGACAAAAGAGAAUUCAGACAACAUACAAGAUCUCUUAGAUUCUGUGAGGCUGGCGCUCAUCAUAAUAGCUGCAGUUAUGCUAGUAUUGACGUUUCUUGGAUUUUUGUUCUCAAUUUUCGGAAUGCAAGUCCUUGUGUACAUCUUGGUAAUCGCAGGAUGGUUUCUUGUUACUGGCACCCUUAUAUUAUGUGGUUUAUUCCUCAUUCUCCACAAUGUGACAGCAGAUACAUGUGUAGCCAUGAAUGAGUGGAUCCAAUAUCCUACUGCAAAUACAGCUCUCGACGAUAUACUGCCCUGUGUGGACAAAGCCACAGCACAAGAAACAUUGUUGAGAAGCAAAGAAGUGACUUCUGAACUAGUUAACUUGGUGAACCAAGUUAUUACUAAUGUCUCCAACAUAAAUUUUGCCCCCAAUUUCACGCCGCUGUACUACAAUCAAUCCGGUCCCUUGAUGCCACUCCUCUGCGAUCCCUUCCGUCCUGACAUGACAGAUCGACAAUGUGACUCUGGUGAAGUGAACAUAAGCAACGCCACACAGGUAUAUGGGAACUUUGUGUGCCAGGUUUCACCAUCAGAGAUAUGCAUGACCCAAGGACGUUUAACCCCUACCUUUUAUAACCAAAUUUCCGCUGGAAUAAAUGUUGGUAACGCCUUAUAUAAUUACGCCCCAUCGCUUGUUGAGCUACAAGACUGCACCUUUGUUCGAGAAACAUUCACUGAUAUAUACAAUGAACAUUGUCCUGGUCUACGGCAUUAUAGUAAAUUGAUUUAUGUUGGAUUAAUAAUGGUCUCUUUUGCUGUGAUGUUCUCCUUGAUCUUUUGGGGUGUGUAUGGAAGAGAGCGGAGGCAUCGUUUGUAUACACAAGAGUCUAAAGAUUCAACGCUAGUAACUCCUACACGAGCUCAUGCACCAACAAGACGUGCACCUGCACCAACAAGACGUGCACCUGCACUUGCACCUGCACCAACAAGACUUGCACUUACACCAUCAAGUCAUGCACUUGAACUUAGCCCAUAUCCCUGAUAGGUGACAAUGAUAUAUAUUGAGUAACCUCAUUGAUAAAUGAUGUUUUAACUAAGUUUAGAUUAUUAUUUUUUCUGUGUUGGAUAAUGUUGUAGCUUCAUGUAGUUAUUUUUUGUUUGUUUUUGCGGACAAGGAAAUGUCGUUAUUUUAUAUGAACUGGAAAAGAAGAAUCCGGAUAAGGAAUCAGACACGAGAUAAAACAGAGAAAAAACCAUGAAUAAGUAGCUUCAUGUUUGUUCUUUUGUAGGCCUCACAUGAUAGGCCAUGGAUUUUGGAAUUUUGAGCCACCACCAAUAUCCAACCAACACACGAAUUCUCAUCUUCUUUCAACGAAUAGAAAGCAAGCACAAAAGUUCUUUUCUCUUUU
Messenger RNA from Medicago truncatula (barrel medic), 2210 nucleotides. RefSeq lists its product as uncharacterized. Bases 116 to 1843 code for a protein of 575 amino acids. The record is from RefSeq and is a predicted model, not a curated record. Lineage: Eukaryota; Viridiplantae; Streptophyta; Magnoliopsida; Fabales; Fabaceae. Gene Ontology annotation, cellular component: plasma membrane; plasmodesma. The transcript has 9 exons.